Messenger RNA from Strongylus vulgaris, 135 nucleotides. Lineage: Eukaryota; Metazoa; Nematoda; Chromadorea; Rhabditida; Strongylidae. The record is from the annotation of a GenBank genome assembly.
AAGAUGCGCAUAAAGAUUGGUCAUAUUGGAGCAUUGGGAGCUUUGAAGAACGAUGUCGCUAUUCUCGAUAUAUCUCACAAAUCACUCAUCAAAGAAAAAAUUCUUGACGACACUUUUGACGUGGAGUCGGUUUGA